This is a messenger RNA of Paramisgurnus dabryanus, 3969 nucleotides long. NCBI's taxonomy places the organism in Eukaryota, Metazoa, Chordata, Actinopteri, Cypriniformes, Cobitidae. The record is from RefSeq and is a predicted model, not a curated record.
AUGGAUGUCUUAAAACCACCGGAGUCCCUAAAACUUACCGGGAAUGUUGACAGCAGCUGGCGGGCAUUCAGGCAGCAAUUCAUGCUAUACAUGCAAGCAGUCGGACUGGACAACAAGCCGGAUGCACGGAAAAUAGCGUUGUUCCUUACGGUUGCUGGACCUCAAGCGAUAGAAGUAUACAAUACUUUCACAUUCGCGGAGGAUGCGGACGGACAAAAAUUUGAUGAUGUCAUAAGGAAAUUUGACGAUCACUGUUCACCCAAGAAAAAUGAAACGUACGAGAGGUAUGUGUUCCGAUCACGUAUUCAACAACAGGGAGAAAGUUUUGACUCUUUUCUAACUGAUUUGAAGUUAAAGGGGAAGACAUGCAACUUUGGUAUUUUGAAUGAAUCAAUGAUCAGAGAUCAAAUUGUCUUUGGAGUUCAUGAAAAGAAAGUGAGAGAAAGACUGCUCAGAGAAACAGAACUGACAUUAGAAGGUGCUGUUAAGAUUUGUCAUGCAAGUGAACUUGCUUCGUUGCACUUUAAAACUUUCAGUGAGAAGGAUGCUGCAGAUGCUGGCUGUCCAGUAGUGGGUGCUGUAACUCAUAAAAUGAAAAGGCAAAGUCUAAAAGCUACACCAAAAGCAAGCACAGGUGCUUUCAAUUGCAAGAGAUGUGGUUUAAAGCAUCAACCCAAGCAAUGUCCAGCAUAUGGGAAGCAGUGUGGAAAAUGUAAAGGCAUGAACCAUUUUGCUAAACAGUGUUUCACAAAAACAAAGUCAACGAAAAAUGUAGAUGCUGUGGAAGAAACAGAAUUAUCAGACACUUUCUUUGUGGGCAUGAUCAAUGAUGAUACAGAAAGAAUUCAACAAAAACAUGAGAGUGAUGCUGACAUGAAUAGUGUUCCCAAUGAUAAAUGGAUUGUAUCUCUGCAAGUUAAUGGAACCAGUGUGGCACUAAAACUUGAUACAGGAGCUAAGGCAAAUCUCAUAAGUAUAAAUGACAUAAAGCAGAUGAAAAUCAAGCCCCAUAUUCGAAAAAGUCCAGUGUCACUUAAAGCAUACAAUGGACAAGACAUAAAGACUCAAGGUGUAUGCAGACUCAAAAUAUGCAUCAAGAAUACAACUCAUCACCUUCUCUUUGUUGUAGUCCCAGCUGAUCAUCAAUCUCUCCUAGGUGACAAAGCCUGUGAGGAGUUAGGAUUGGUUAAACGAGUGUACUGUAUUAACAGUCAAAAGGUAACAGUGGCACAACAGGAAACAGCAACUGAAAUUGUACACAGAUUUGAUGAUGUUUUCAAAGGACUGGGAGCUCUGCCAUUUACUUACAAAAUACAGCUCAAAGAAGAUGCCAAGCCUGUGAUACAUGCUCCAAGAAGAGUCUCAGCACCACUAAAAGAUAAACUAAAAAAGGAGCUUGACAAAAUGACAACUCUUGGUGUAAUUAAAAAAGUGGAGGAACCCACAGACUGGGUAAACUCAAUGGUAUGUGUUAGAAAGAAAAAUGGUGAUCUGAGAGUAUGCAUGGAUCCUCAAGAUUUAAAUGCAAACAUUAAAAGAGAGCAUUACCAGAUUCCAAAGCGUGAAGAGAUAACAAGUGAAAUGGCUGGUGCACAGUAUUUCAGCAAGCUUGAUGCUUCUCAGGGAUUCUGGCAGUUGAAACUUCAUGAAGAAAGCACCAAAUACUGCACGUUCAACACACCAUUCGGACGAUAUUCGUUCCAGCGGCUGCCUUUUGGCAUAAUCUCAGCCUCCGAAAUAUUUCAUCGUGCUAUGGAGCAUAUCAUAGAAGGGCUGGAUGGAGUGCGUGCAUAUGUUGAUGACAUAAUUGUCUGGGGAUCUUCAGUGCAGGAGCACAAUGAGAGACUUUUAAAACUCUUUCAAAGAAUACAAAAGUAUGGACUUAAACUAAACAAAGACAAAUGUCAGUUUUGUGUGACUGAAAUUACUUUCCUAGGUGACAAGUUGUCUGGACAUGGCGUUGAACCUGACAAAUCCAAAAUACAGGCAAUCCUGGAAAUGCCAAGCCCUGUGGACAAGAAAGGAGUGAUGAGAAUAAUGGGAAUGAUAAAUUUCAUCGGUAAAUUCAUUCCUAAUCUCUCUGCAAAAACAGCAAGUCUCAGGGAACUACUGAAUCACAAAAAUGAGUUCAACUGGACAAGCAAACACGAACAAGAAUGGAAACUCCUCAAGUCAACAUUGACAACAGAACCAGUUCUCACCUACUUUGAUGCUUCCAAGAAAAUCAAGAUCUCUACGGAUGCAUCAAAAGAUGGAUUAGGCGCAGUUCUACUCCAGGAAGAUGUUCAAGGAUGGAAACCUGUAGCCUAUGCAUCCAGAACAAUGACACAAUCUGAAUGCAGAUAUGCUCAAAUCGAGAAAGAGUGUCUAGGACUCGUUUUUGGAUUUGAAAGAUUUCAUGAUUAUGUAUAUGGCUUACCAUCAUUCACAGCAGAAACUGAUCACAAGCCUUUAAUUGCAAUCAUUCGCAAAAAUCUGAAUGAAAUGUCUCCACGCAUUCAGCGUCUAAUGAUGAGAUUGCAACGAUAUGAUUUUGAACUAGUUUACACUCCAGGAAAGUACAUUGUCCUAGCUGACGCACUAUCUCGUGCACCAAUAACCUGUCAGUCACCUGAGAAAAGUUCCACAGAAGUUGAUGUAGAAAUGCAUGUGAAUCUGAUUGUUGAAACGCUUCCGGUGUCUGAUCUAAAGUCCAAACAAAUAGCUGAGGAGACAGAAAAGGAUCCAAUUCUGCAAACUGUAAUUGAGAAUCUGAACAAUGAAUGGGUUAAAGGUUCCUGUUCACAAUUCUUCAACAUCAGAGCUGAGCUCAGUCAAGUGAAAGGCCUUCUCUUGAGAGGAGAAAGGAUAGUGAACCCUGAAGUCCUGAGAAAAGAGAUGCUUUCUAGGAUACAUGAAGGACAUCUAGGAAUAGAGAAAUGCAAAAGAAGGGCAAGGGAGUCCGUCUACUGGCCCGGAAUCAAUACUGAUAUUGAGAAAAUGGUCAGCACAUGUGAAAUAUGUUUGAAGCAUCAGAACAAACAGGCACGAGAACCUAUGAUCACAACAGACUUACCUAAGCAUCCAUGGCAGAAAGUGGGUACUGAUUUAUUUCAUCUUCAUGGGAAAGAUUACCUAUUGGUGGUGGAUUACCUUUCCAAUUAUCCAGAAAUUGCCCUGCUGUCAAAAUGCUCAAGCACAUGCGUGAUACAGCACAUGAAAUCCAUGUUUGCGAGGCACGGCAUUCCGCAUGUUGUAAUAAGCGAUAACGGCCCAUGUUACAAUUCCAAAGAGUUUCAGGACUUUGCCACAUCCUAUGAUUUUAAACAUGUGACUUCGAGUCCCCAUCACGCUCAGUCUAAUGGAAAGGCAGAAAAAGGUGUGCACAUCGUGAAGCAGUUGCUCAAGAAGGCGUCAGAAGGUAAUUCAGAUCCAUAUCUAGCUCUUCUGAGUUAUCGAGCAUCACCUCUAGAGCAUGGUGCAUCUCCUGCAGAACUCUUAAUGGGUCGUAAAAUAAGAACAACACUUCCUUACAGAAUUGACUCAAAACAAUACAUGAUGAAAAGCAUGACAAUAAAACCAAAACUGAAAGCUCUACAAAAAAGACAGAAGUUAAGCUACGACAAGAAAACCAAAAGAUUGAAACCAUUAGCAAAGGAUGAUACUGUGAGAUUUGGAGAUUCAAACUACUGGGACAGAAAAGCUGUGGUACUUGAAGAAGUGAGUCCAAGGUCAUAUGUGGUCAGAACAGAAAGUGGACAGAUCUUCAGGAGAAAUCGCAAAAGUCUUCUUAAGACACAGGAAACAACCCAGAAAUUGAAUGAUGAAGUGAGUGAAGAGAUUCAGGUCUUGCCACAAGAACAAAUUACAUUGAGUGCAAAGACUUCCUUCCCUCCACCUGACACUGAUCAUUCUGCACAGACAGAUACUUUGCCUGUACUAAGAAGAUCAUCACGUAUCAUAAAGAAACCUGAAAGACUUAAUUUGUAG